UCAACGCGAAUUGAUAGCGGAGAUUGAAGGAAGAAGAAGAAGAAGAACUUAGUAUUUGUUACAUUUACUGGCUUUUGUUUAGUAAUAUGCAAUAUGUAUUUAAUGCGUUAGAGGUAAAAGAAAAUAGUUUUAAUUCGGUUUAUGAGCAGCCUGAUUCGAUUAACAAAAUCAUGACCAUUUGUGCGUUGUGUUCGAAAAAUGAAAUCUCUUUAGCUUUUAUUGAUAAAUCGAUACAAUCAUUGGGAGUUACCUUUGAAAACAUGAUCGGUAUUUUCAAAUUUAAAAAGUUAUGCCAGUUACCCAAGGAUUGCUGUUUGCAAUGUUUCAAGGAUCUUCACGCCGCUUACAUUUUCUACUGCCAAAUAGAGAAAGCAGUUGAAAAUAUUGCAUUACCAUUAGUUAUUCCUGAUACAAUAGAUAAGCUGGAUUAUGAUUGUAAAACUUGUAAUUAUACUUACCAGACUGAUGAUGCUCUGUUGCUUCAUAACAAAUUGGUACACAGUAAUGAACCUUUCAGGAAUUUCAAGUGUAAUUUUUGCAACAAUUAUUUCAAAACGAGAAGAGGACGUCAACAACACUUGGUUUACUGCAAUAAUUUGGAUAGUAACAAAUACUAUCACUGUAAUUUGUGUAGACUAGAUUUUCAUACAAAAGCAAAUUUUUUAAAUCAUAUGAAGCAUCACCAAGACUUCGUUUGCCGAUAUUGUAACCGUGGUUGGUUCACAGAGGCUCACUUAUUAGAACAUGUUGAAAGUGCACAUGCUGAUCGUCUCUUCCAGUGUGGAAUGUGUACAAAAACAGAUAAAAAGCGAAAAACUCUGAACAGACAUCAACGAUUAGCGCACGGAACAGUCUUAAAAGAAAUUUACUGUGGUUAUUGCUCAUCUGGAUUAUUAUUUAAUAAUGCAACUGAAUUAAACAAACACAUUAACCUCGAACAUAAAUGUUUAGAACAACCCAGUGCAAUAUGCAACGAAUUACUCAAUGUUCCACUAUUUGCUAAAGAACUAGAAGGUAGCUUGGUAGAACUAGACAACGAACGCGACAAACCAAAGCAAGGUGAAAAUCAGGAAAUAUUUUUGCGAAAUUUCAAUCUUCUACGCACUACCCCCGAGGAUAAUAAACAGGAAUUUCGGUUUAGUGGAUUGAACCACAAUAAGAUGAUUCUCGAAGAGUUUCUGGACGAGGCUUUUGAAAAUGAUCAGAUAUGGACAAAAUACAUCGAAGGUGGAGAAGAAUAUUUAAUCGAUAAUUACGACUUUUAUUUGGAAGGUGCAACAGCAAAAGUUACAAAAAAAUACAAAUGCCCUAUGUGUCACGAUGAUUUUGACAAGCAGUAUAAUUUGACCACACAUUUGGCCGAAACACAUGAUGUUGCGUGUCUUAUUUGCAAUGAUUGUGGUGCGAAUUUCAAUAAAAUAUCAGAAUACAACAGACAUCGUCAAGACCACUUGAAAGAGAAUGCUCGAUUUAGGGAAAACAUUAUACCUGAAGCAGAAGAGGCACUUUCGCUGGUGCGACAAGUGGAAAGAACUUAUGAUAUUCUAGAAACAUCGAACAGUUACAGUUUUCGUUGUAAAUUCUGUGAUAGGCGAUUUAUAAAGAAAUCUAAUCUUGAAAAACAUCAUUGCUCAUUCUAUAUGAAUAAAAUUCCAUCUCAGGAUCGUAAUGUUCAGUCCAAACCGAAUGCAAACAUUCCGGAGAGUUUAUUCUGUACUCUUUGCGAUAAAAAGUUUAAGUCAAUAUCAGGAUUGAAAUACCAUCUCAAACGGCACACAGCUAUCAAAGCGUUUCCCUGCUUUUACUGUAGUAAAGAAUUUACAGCCAGUUCCAAUCUUAACGCUCACAUCCGAAAUGUUCAUAACGAUCAAAAAAGUUACCUUUGCAUAGAGUGUGAAAUGCGAUUCGCCAGUAAGGAUCAUUUGACAAAACAUAUACGCUUUACACAUCGCUUAGAGCGUACCUUUUUAUGCCCUGAGUGUCCGAAAAGAUAUUUUCAAAAAUCACACUUAAAUGAUCACGUAACUGCGGCACACACAGGAUACAAAGCAUUCAGUUGCGAAGCUUGCAGUACUUUUUACAGUUGCCGUGGAUCACUCAGGAGGCAUAUCACAAGAACUCAUAAGGUUCUGUAACGGCACAUAAAUACAGUGACAUAUGCUUUCCUAA
Messenger RNA from Wyeomyia smithii (pitcher-plant mosquito), 2169 nucleotides. RefSeq names its product zinc finger protein 184-like. The coding region runs from base 87 to 2135 and encodes 682 amino acids. The record is from RefSeq and is a predicted model, not a curated record. Lineage: Eukaryota; Metazoa; Arthropoda; Insecta; Diptera; Culicidae. The transcript has 2 exons. Gene Ontology annotation, cellular component: nucleus.